Molecule: messenger RNA, 1809 nt
Organism: Chara braunii
Lineage: Eukaryota; Viridiplantae; Streptophyta; Charophyceae; Charales; Characeae
Source: the annotation of a GenBank genome assembly
CGGCUGACUUAGAGCCCGUCAUUCACGACUUGAUUCGGGAGUACCGCGACGUCUCCCCCCGUAUUUCUCAUACAGCGGGAUUCCCCCGAUGCGCGGUGUCGAGCAUUCCAUCCAGCUCGUGCCUGACUAUCGUGUUCACCAUCAGGCACCAUACCGACUCUCGAUUCCAGAGGCAACGGAACUCAAGCGUCAGCUUGAGGAGCUCCUUCGACUUGGUUUCAUUAAACCUAGUAACUCCCCUUGGGGUGCACCUGUCCUCUUUGCUCGCAAAGCGGACGGAACUCUCCGCCUCUGCAUCGAAUAUCGCGGCCUUAACCGUUACACGGUUAAGAACAACUAUCCCAUGCCCCGCGCGGAUGAGCUGUUUGACCGUCUGGCAGGCAACCGCUUCUUCACGAAGAUCGAUCUUCGUAGCGAUUACCACCAGAUCCGCGUUGCCGCAGAGGACCAGCCGACGACCGCCUUUCGGUCGCGCUUCGGCCACUACGAGUUCACGGUGAGGCCAUUCGGCCUCACCAAUGCACCCGCCACCUUCCAGACGGCGAUGAACGACAUCUUCAGGGACAUCCUUGAAGAAUACGUUCUCGUAUACCUGGACGACAUCCUGGUCUACAGUUGUACCUUAGAAGACCAUAUCAGACACCUCCGCGAUGUCCUACAGCGCUUACGCAAGCAUGGCUUCUAUGCCAAGCUCAGUAAGUGCCGCUUUGCCCAGCGCAAAGUGGACUUCCUAGGACACCAUUUGUCUGACCAGGGUCUCCACAUGGACGACGCGAAGAUCACUGCUAUUGCAGAGUGGCCCGUCCCCACAUCUGCCAUGCAGCUUCGCAACUUUCUAGACCUCACCAGCUACUAUAGUAAUUUUAUCCAGGGAUACGCUAGGUAUUCCUACGUCCUUACCUCCACCCUCCUCCGAAAGAACCCGCCGUGGUUUUGGACACCCCUCUGCGAGGACGCCUUCCGCGCCCUCAAGAAGGCGGUGACUUGCGCGCCGAUUCUUCGCCUUCCCGAUUUUGAUCGUCCCUUUAUCAUCACAACCGAUGCGUCAGAUUUUGCAGUAGGAGCUGUCCUUUCUCAGGUGUUUCCCUCUCCUCCAAAUUCACCUUACCCCCAUGUUCCUCCUUUCCCCCCCCCUCCUGCAGACACUGCUUCUCGACUGACGCCUAUCCUACCACCACUUCCCUCCACUGACAGUCCUCUCAUUACUUACUCCACGACCAUCGCGGAGGAUGGGACGGUCGAGGCUCGUGUUGGGGAUUGCCCGAUCACUUUCUACUCCUGUCAGCUACUACCUGCCGAGAUAAACUACACUGCCGAUGAACGUGAGGUUCUCGCAGUAGUUUAUGUUACCCGACAUUGGCGUCAUUAUCUGCAUGGGGCGCCCUUCACGGUGCGCACGGACAACUCAAUUGUCCAGGCUUUCCUCACGAAGCUUAAGCUUUCCCCUCGACAGGCACGCUGGUGGCGUGACUUAUCCGAGUUCAGUUUCACCACUCAGCCCAUCAAGGGUGAAACGAACCGCGUCGCCGAUGCCUUGUCCCGCCCUCCUGAUCACAAUCAGGAACCCAUCCAUCUUGCUGCCAUCUCCAUCACCAGUGUUGAUCAGUCGGUGAUCGACGCGUAUCGCACUCAGUACCGCCACUGCCCCGAUUAUCGCGUCAUCCACUCGACACUGCAGAGUGGCAAGACCGUUCCUUCCUACUCCCUCGGGGAGAACGGCCUCGUGUACUGACAUGGCAGAUCUGGUCAGCUAGAACCACGUAUCUGCGUUCCCUCCACCGGACAGCUCCGCGUCCAGGCUGUAGCAGA